Messenger RNA from Mesorhabditis belari, 285 nucleotides. The record is from the annotation of a GenBank genome assembly. NCBI's taxonomy places the organism in Eukaryota, Metazoa, Nematoda, Chromadorea, Rhabditida, Rhabditidae.
AUGACGGUGAAACGACGCAACCAUGGUCGCGGAAAGAAAGGUCGAGGACACGUGAGCUUCGUUCGAUGCACAAACUGUGGCCGAUGCUGCCCCAAGGACAAAGCAAUUCGCAAGACUGUCGUGCGCAACAUCGUCGAAGCCGCAGCCGUCAGGGAUCUUUCCGAAGCAUCAGUAUAUGAUAGCAUACGCACUUCCGAAGCUCUACCACAAGUUGCUCUACUGUAUCGCGUGUGCAAUCCACAGCAAAGUGGUGAGGAAUCGUUCCCGAGAGGCUCGCAAGAAUCG